Molecule: messenger RNA, 6627 nt
Organism: Esox lucius (northern pike)
Lineage: Eukaryota; Metazoa; Chordata; Actinopteri; Esociformes; Esocidae
Gene: kcnk12
Product: potassium channel, subfamily K, member 12
Exons: 4
Coding region: 1123-2367 (414 amino acids)
Biological process (GO): potassium ion transmembrane transport; stabilization of membrane potential
Cellular component (GO): membrane
Molecular function (GO): potassium ion leak channel activity
Source: RefSeq, a predicted model, not a curated record
AUAGACCACAGCCUAACGUGCUACUGACGCAUUGUAGAGAAAGGAGCAGGAAAUCAUCAAUCAUGUCUGUGAAUCCUGUGUGUCCAUGGGAUUUGGUCAAACAAUACUCAAGAAAAAAAAAGAUAUGCACCUAAAGCUGGCUUCUGGUCAGAGGACCAAACGGUAUACUUUAAUAUAAAGGAUGUGUCAGUACCACUGAAAUAAUUUAAAGUCAACGAAUGUUUGCCUGUUGAUGCUUCGUCGUUUAACAGUCGUAUCCUCUCAGGCUUAUCUCUCCACUCUAUGCUGACGGUGGUGGAUUUGAUAUGGGCUCCGUGGGACACACUACAGUUUUCGGGACAGUCUAGUAUAGCAUGAUCUCAGCAGAGAUCCACAGAUCCGAUGAAAUGUGCUGCCAGUGUCUGUUCUCGACUGUUACUGACUCAUUAGCACCGCAGCUCCGCGCAAUACCCGCAUCAGAUAGUCUGUCAUGGGAAGAUAGAUUGAGGAGUUGAGUUUAGGCUGAGACCGAGAAACAAAAUGACCCAGAAGAGCCCGCGGCAUUUCUCAGUGACUGAUCUUUAUACGUGUAGUUCUUCGACCGUGUCAAAGGGUAGUGGCAGAAAGUGAUAUAAUACGAGAGAUGUGCGGUUUGGUGCAGCUACCCAGCGGAAGAUACGCUUCUGACUACAUAUCCGGUCCUAUACCUUGCACAAUGGAUAAGGGGAAGGGGAAUAGCCGAACGGAUGAGUAGAUUCACUUUGUUGCGUUACCACUGCUUAGUAUAAUGUAAUUAUAAUUCGUUUUUGUUAGGUGUUUUUAGGUAUACUCUGGAAACCAACAAAAAAGUAUUCGGUCACAGUCCAGUCCAUGGAAUAAUGGUUCUAUAUCUAUUUCGCGUACCACAAGUUGGGCUGUUUCUUCUUAGUUGUCCAAAAUAGACUAAGCUGUACAAUUGAUGGUAAGGGAGACUGGCUUGUGUAAAUAUCGUAGUCAUUUGGGGUUUAUCUUAGCCCUUGUAUUAGCCUAUUUUUAUUUUAUAUACUUUUUUAAACAUUCUUAAGUGGGACAAUCAAGUGAUUGGAUGCCCUGUCCAACGCAGAGCGGGUCGCUGUCCUUCGCGCUAGUGGUGCUGAAGUCUGGAUGAUGCCUGGCCAGCGACUGCAAGGCUGCCGCUCCCUCCACAUAAACGAAGACAACGGCCGCUUCUUGCUGCUCGCGGUCUUAAUAAUUUUGUAUCUGCUUUGUGGCGCCGCGGUGUUUUCCGCUAUAGAGCGGCCUUCGGAGGUGCAGGCGCACGGUAAAUGGAACAGAACACUUUUCAACUUCAGCGAGACUUUCAAUAUCAGCUUAGAGGAUCUGAACUCUUUCCUACGGGAGUACGAGACCGCAAUCGCCGCAGGCAUCCGAGCUGACGCUCUCAGACCGCGAUGGGAUUUUACCGGGGCUUUUUACUUUGUUGGGACUGUGGUGUCAACUAUUGGUUUCGGGAUGUCCACUCCUGUGACGGUAGCAGGGAAGGUGUUCCUGAUCUUUUACGGACUACUCGGCUGUGCUGCCACUAUCCUGUUCUUUAAUCUCUUUCUGGAACGCAUCAUCACCCUCCUGGCCGUGGUCAUGAAGGCCGUGAGGGAACGCCGCAUCCGGAACUCCGGGAUCCUCCCACCGGGCAUCCGUCAUGACUUCUCCGCAUAUUCUUUUCCCGGGUGGAAGCCCUCAGUCUACCAUGUCAUGCUGAUCCUGGGGCUGUCUGCCAUUAUCAUCUCCUGCUGUGCCUCCGCCAUGUAUUCCCCCGUGGAGGGAUGGGCCUACCUGGAUUCACUCUACUUCUGCUUCGUCACAUUCAGCACCAUUGGCUUUGGGGACCUGGUCUCCAGUCAGAGAGAAAAAUAUGAGUACCAGCCGCUGUACCGUCUUGCCAACUGCUUGUUCAUCCUCAUGGGCGUGUGCUGCAUCUACUCCCUGUUCAAUGUCAUCUCUAUUGUCAUCAAGCAGGUGCUCAACUGGAUGCUGCAGAACCUGUGCUGCCAGCGCUGCAAUGUCAAAUCCAACUCUUUCCCAUUGGGACGCCGUAAUGCCAUCCGGCCCGGUUCAAGAAUCCGUAAGGGGCGCUUUGGAAUCGGACGCCCACCGGACUCGGUGGAAUCGGGACCAUAUGACAGUGACACUGAGGGAGGACGCAGACUCUCAGGAGAAAUGAUUUCGAUGAAGGACCUGACGGCCUCCAACAAAGUCUCGCUAGCACUCAUGCAGAAGCAGUUAUCAGAGUCCGCUAAUGGUUACCCCAGCACGGUGUGCGGCAGUUCUAGACAUAACGGGUUCUCCGGAGGAGUGGGAGCUCUAGGGAUCAUGAACAACAGGCUGGCAGAGACCAGCAACUCCAGGUAGACCUGAAUAGUGUUUCACUUCCUCUCGUUCGUGGACAGGUGCUGGUGCAAGGGAUGAAACGUUCAGUCUGGGAGAAUGUAAGCAGCCCCCCAAUGAGUCAAGACCAUAGCUUGUUGGUUUUGGACACAAGCAGCACAAUAGCCUGCUGGUCCCAGGCAUUAGAAAAAGGUUGGUAUGAAACGGUUUCAGCAGAGUCCUACAGGAUUUUGUAGGAUACAUCUGAGGAGACUGAUGGGAAGAGAAAAAGGGUGGCUUUAAGGCGCUUUAUGAUCCAGCGAGGUUUAGUGUGGUGAACUUCAUUAGCCAGCCCUCUUAACAUGCUUGACUAUGUCUUGUUGUUCAAUGGAAUAGCAUGAUGAUGUGCAUGAAACUGUUUGGACAAUUUUUGGGGAUGGAAUCAACAUAUUGUUGUGAUGAUGAUGAUGAACCUACAAACAAUGGUGAUUAUGAUGGGGACAGUCGGAAUCAUAUUGUGGGAAGGAAAGUAACUGUACCUUUGAAGGGCAAAACACUGAUGCAAGACAACCAUAAAAGGGACUGGUACAAUACGAUACAGUAUAGGAUGUAACCCUACAUAUCUGAGGCUGUACAGAUGCAGCAUCGUAAUUUGACCUGUGUAAUCGCCAUAGAAAAAUUAUCCUGCAGCAGGGGGUUUUAAUUAGUAACUGAAAGAGAUUCUUUCAAACAGCAACUUCUUUUUGAUAGGCUACAGUUUAUGUUUACCUACCAGUAUACUAUAUAAUAUUUAAAAGUGGACGCCAAAAUCUAUAGUUUGUUAAUAUGUUCUAUAAAACUAUGGUUGGUGACGUGUAUGUCAGGUUUUGAUUGAAUUUAUGCAAAAACAAUUAUAAUAUUUUGCCGCAGGAGACUUAUCAGGAAAAACUGAGUGAUCAAAUUAAUAACCUAUGCCUGUCUGAAUCAAGUGUGUCAGAUUAGGAAUGCUGAUCUACUGUCAGUUUAGCUUUCAGCUGUUGAUGAGUGGACAGGAGCUAAAAGGGUCCUAGAUCAGAACCUAUAAGAAGAUGCAUUCUGCCCCAGAUCAAUAUGACUGCUACAGCAUACUAUAAUGGAAGUCAUAACCGUAUGAUCCUUCAUCGUUAUUCCUUCUGAACAUUUUCAAUUAGUAUGGCUUAAGUCGAUAUUUGAAUGUAAAGGUCGAGUUGUUACUGUACAUAUCGUUUUAACACAAAGAUAACUACUAUAUGAUAUAGCACAUAACUAUGCAUUACAUGUCUAGUCAUAUAGACCAACUGGAACUCAUCUGCUUAUUUAAUCUAUAUACAGAUCCAUCCUGAACUAUGAAAGCUGAAUCAGUAAAUUGAAAACCAAGUCUCAACCAUAGAAAUAUAAUCCUAGAAUGUAUUUAACUAGAAUGGCCAUUUAUGUCUAUACACUAUGUUGGCAAAAGGUAAUUAUAUUUCUAUAGUAUGAACAUGUUAACCAAUUGUCUUCAUAGAAGCCUUAUGUUAAAGAGUGGCAGCUGAUGUUCUGCUGCCCAGUAAGAAAAUAAGAUUUUCAUCUUGGGUUGUGGUUCAAUGUGGGCAUUUUAUAUUUGUUAUAAUAUACCUUGUUAGUUAAUGUUAUUUGUCCAUCUUGAGUCAGGGUAGCAACAACUCACCCUCAAAAUUGUCAGAAUUAAUCUAAGAUAAAUCAAGAAAUGUACAUGAAAAUUAAAUUUUUACUUAAAUGAUUGCACAAUAUCAAUAGCUAACAUCUGUGGUGCAGUUUUUCUCAAGUGAAAAAUUUGCAGGAAAAGUAGUCAUGCAUUACACAGAACAAAUAUUUUAUCAAUUAUACAAUUUUAUCAGCAAGCUGUCAUACUAUUGUAAAAAUAAACCACACACUACACAGUGUAUCAGUGUCCAGAAAAGUUCUCUGUUUUUAAAGCUAGCUGAAAUUAGCAACCAGGUCAAAUUACUAAAUCAAUUCAAUAAAUUGCUGGCAAGCGGCAAUGUGCUUCACUAUUACAUGGUUCCUCACCAUGAAACAAGUAUAUGGGUCAAGACAAAUUGUUAUCAAUGGUUUAUUUUUCAUUAAACAUUCAUUACAAAUGUCAGCUAACUUCAACCACCGCCACCAUCGUUUUAUUUUAAUGGCCAAGGCACAUUUAAAGUAGAUGGCCAGGGAUAUGAAGCUAUGUUUUUUUUUUGUUGAUCAAACUUUUCAAUAUGUGUUGUAGUACAUAUUUUAGAAACAGCUUUUAUGAACCUCUCCAGAAAACACACAGUAGAGAAGUACAUUUUAUUUAUUUUUUUUAACAUUUUUCUGAUUGGCUGAUACCAAUUCUCUUUGCUCCAAGCCUUUGCCUCUAGCGUGCAUUUACUGUAUGUGCUUUCUAACACAACAUAUUUGAAUCCGGCUAACUUUAGUUUUUCCCAUGUCUCUGAUCCCCUACCCAACUGAUGACUAUAAAACUUUUACAAAGACUUUAACAAUAAGCUACACCUCAUGCAGAAUAUAACUACCAAACGUUUACACACAAUUAAACUUCCAAAUGACAAAAUGCCACAUACUGUUCCCUCCAGAAUUAUUGGCGCCCUACAUAAAUACAGACUGUGAAAAACUGUCAAUGUUGUUUAUCAGCUUGAUCUUACACAAAAAAAAAGCAUACAAUACUUUGUUGAGUGAAAGAUUUUCAAAGGAAAAAAGCAUUUUAAGUUUUUGAAUCAAAUAAUUAUUUCUUGAUUAAAGUAAUUUGAUUGGAAUUUCUCAGCAGACAGAGCAAUAAUAUAAAUGUUCAGUCUUUGAUGAUAAUGUGUUAAAUAAAAACAACAUAAAAGCAGUAUUCACUCUACAUUCUCUUUUAGUCACAUCAAACCAAAUAAGUUCAUUUUACUGAUUUUGAGAUUAAAAACAAACAUCCAUUGAUUCCAUUGAUUCUAGUUAUCCCCAGCUAAUGUUUGUAGGACAUCAUAACUGCGUAUCCAAAACAGUUUAAACCAUGGACUACAAAUUCUCUUCACUCAUAGACUACUUUCAAGAUGAGAAACCAUCUAACACCAGGUUGCGGUGAGACACAAUUGGCUCGCAAAUGGGUUUUGAUUUUUUGAAAAUAGUGCAUUGCCUCAAUUCUAAUUUUCCUAAAACACUGGCAAGUAAUCACUAAACACAUUAGCAAAGGGCCACUCGAUGAAGAGGUUAGGGGCCAGGAAUUCUUAUAACAUAACAUUGACAAUGUUCUGUCUUCAGUAAACCAGUCUGAGGAGCUGCUUAAUGUUUGUCUUACUGUCUGUAGGUUAUGCCAUAGGAUUUCUCUUACUAUCAGUAGGCUCUGACAAAUAUCCAAUGGCUCUAAUAACACCGCAGCUUUCACAAAUCUCAUGGCCAAAAUAAUGCCCUUUACACUCUGUACUACAUUUUUAGACUAGAAUGAAUGCUUGUGACUAACAUCCAUGCAGCAUCAGCUGCCCUUUGGGUUCAGUGGAGUGUUUGUUGCGGGGAAGACGAGACAGGCUAAGCUGGUCCCCUUGGCACUAACACACUGAUGUUUACCAUCUUUAGAUAGAUCUGCCAAUGUUGAGGGGUUUCAGACGAGUGGGAGUUGUAGGGAAUGACUUCAGAGUGCCUGGUGCACUUGGCCUGGUGCUGCUGUACGUGGUUCACGCUACUCCUGUACCGCUUGAUGUUCCCUACGGACCCAGCUCUGUUAUGGUAGCCAGGUCAGUCAGCCCCAGGUACUGCGCUGGGCCUGACUGCAGGACUUCAAACAGUAAUUUCCCAUUGCAAGAGGGAGAAAGAAUCAGAGAGACAGAGCAGAGAGGAAAAGAAAGAGGGAGAGAGAAAGGGAAAGGGAGAGAAUAGCUGAGUCCCUCUGUGUAGAGCAACUAGGGUUCUUAUCAGCUCAUAACAUAUUUCAGGGCAAAAAGCCUUUGACUUUAUGUGUCUUCAGGCUAUAACUCAUAAUCCACCUCCUCAUAUGUCUAUUCCCUCCCUUCCCAAAGACACAAAAUCGCCUAUGAAGCAGAAAAGAGACAGGACCAGGAAAAAAAGCUACAAAUGCGCCACUUGAUCAUUACAGAGAGCAUAAAGUAUUAAGGAUUUCUGGUAAAGUACUAAUGGAGAAGAGAUUCAUGGCUGAAGCGAGGUGUAAGCUAGGUGAGCAGGUACAUCCUGUACUGGUCCUUCACGUGUUAAAUGGGGCAGAUUUGGGAGAAGAAGGGAGUCGAUUACUGACAUUAAAGAGGAAAACGAGUUUGCCUUGUAGCCUUUCAUUAAGAAGGAUUCUCACACUUGACUGUCAUUGAUUCUCCUCAGUUCAGA